UUGAUGGCGGCAAGACCGUUGGAGGCACUCUCCUCCAGGCUAGCUCUCGGCACUUCUUGGAUCCUCAGGAAUCCUAAUAAUUCAUCGUCAUUACCAAGAUUGAGGAGCAACUUCAACUCUCUGGUCAUCUGCUGCGCCCAAUCGAAACCGGAGAAAUUGCUGGUGGUCGUCGGAGGCGGUGCCGCGGGGGUUUUUGGCGCAAUUAGGGCUAAGGAUGUCGCUCCUCACCUCAGAGUAGUUGUUAUCGAGAAAGGAAAGCUUCUGUCGAAGGUAAAGGUAUCUGGUGGUGGCCGGUGUAAUGUGACAAAUGGGCAUCACGUCGACGGAAGGAUUUUGGCAGAACAUUAUCCUAGGGGCCAUAAGGAGUUGAAAGGAUCCUUCUUCAAAAUGCACGGUCCACUUGAUACCAUGUCUUGGUUCAACGAUCAUGGUGUUCAACUCAAGAUAGAAGAUGAUGGAAGAGUGUUCCCCGUCAGCGAUAGUUCCUCUACUAUAGUGAACUGUCUUUUGGAUCAAGCAAGGAGAAGUGGAGUUGAAUUGCAGACUGGCAAAGUACUGAUGCAUGCAUCUCGCAGUGUCUCUGGGAGAUUUGCCCUCUCAAUACAGAAAGUCAAGAUGGCUACUGUUGAGACAGUUGAAUCUGAUUACCUGUUGAUUGCAACUGGCAGUAGUAGGCAGGGUUUUGAUAUUGCUGCUCAGCUUGGCCAUUCAAUUGUGCAACCAAUGCCAAGUCUGUUCACAUUCAAGAUAGAGGACAAGCAUCUGUUAGAUUUAGCUGGGGUAACUUUCCCAAAAGUGAAAGCAACAUUGACAAUACAAAAUGUUCGUAACAUUCCUCAAUUUGUUCAGGUUGGGCCAAUGCUAGUAACCCACUGGGGACUUAGUGGACCUGUCAUUCUUCGGUUAUCAGCUUGGGGGGCACGUGACCUUUUUGGUUCCAACUACAAAGGUAUCCUUUUGGUGGAUUUUGUCCCUGAUUGUCAUAUGGAUGAUGUGAUAUCUAUUCUAACUAAGCACAAGAGUCAAUUUGCAAAACAAAAGGUCCUGAACUCCUGUCCUAUGCAGCUGAGUUUGGUGAAAAGAUUUUGGAAGUAUUUACUUGAACGAGAGGGAGUAAAUGAGGAUGUCUUAUGGGCUUCUGUCUCAAAAACAUCAUUAAGUUCGAUUGCGUUACUAAUGAAGCAAUGCUCAUUUAGUAUUGUUGGAAAGGGCCAAUUCAAAGAUGAAUUUGUCACUGCUGGUGGAGUCCCAUUCACUGAGAUUACUCUAAGCACAAUGGAAAGCCGAAAAGAACCUGGUCUUUUUUUUGCUGGAGAGGUUUUAAAUGUUGAUGGAGUCACUGGUGGUUUCAAUUUUCAGAAUGCAUGGUCUGGGGCAUACAUAGCUGGGACGAGAAUUGGUGAAGUGGCCUUAGGUGUUGCGUGUGACUAAGUCCCUUGAUUAUAUCGCAGAGUGUUGCUCAUGGUUAUUGGAAGAGUCAAUGGCUGCGCUUCUGGGUGCAUGUAACAGAACAUUCGAUAUUGCUGUGAUCACUACAAAUACAGAGGUUUUAAGAGUUGAGAAUUUGAAUAUAAGCAGAAGAUGUACAUACUGCAAACGUUGCAGCUCAAGUACUGGGAUCCAAGGCGCCUAAGUUGAACCAUGUCUUGCUGCAAGUGCUAGGGUGGAUGAGCUUGAUUUUCCUAAAUCCAUCCUCAUGUGGCCUAACAUCAAGGGGAGAUUCUAUCGUCCAGCUCCGAUUUGGAUUCAUAAUCAGUUUUAUCUCUUUUCCAAGGUUGAUGAUUAGCAAAGCAUUUUGUGGUCCAGCAUUUUGUUGAUACUAUGAGAUACACCUGAGAAAAGGACACAUGAUUAAGAUAGAUGAAUCUGAAGAAUUGGCUUAACCAGUCAUAGGUGGGGAGGUCAUUUACAGGCUUUGUGAGCUUAGCUGAUUCUUCAGAAAGUGAAAAUCCUUUUUAGCCCUGUUUGAGCCUCACGGUAAAAGGAUGUUAAGGGAAUAUUUCCAAUGAGUAGCUGAAGGAACUGGCUGCGUAUCGGCCUACGCAUCGUGCCUCCUUGGAAGAUUUCAGUCUAUUGUAAAACUGAAUUGAUCAAUAUCGGACAGGAUGAAAAAAAAUUUGUUCCUGUGAACUGAGCCGAUGAAGUAUCGGUGUUCAAUAUGAGAUGAAAACCGGGUGGUGGCA
This is a messenger RNA of Nymphaea colorata (pocket water lily), 2183 nucleotides long. RefSeq lists its product as uncharacterized. The transcript is spliced from 16 exons. The coding region runs from base 4 to 1431 and encodes 475 amino acids. Lineage: Eukaryota; Viridiplantae; Streptophyta; Magnoliopsida; Nymphaeales; Nymphaeaceae. The record is from RefSeq and is a predicted model, not a curated record.